CGCCAUCUACAAAGAUGAACCGAAUAUAUCGAAAGGUCACAUCGUCACACGUAAAAAUAUUGUUCCAUUCUUAAUCAGAGGACUCUAUAAGACUUGUGCAUAUGUGAAUACGUUAUGUUAGUGUGCAUUACGUACGUAUGUAUUUAAUAAAGGCGAUAUUAUGAUGUAUCUACAGUUUGAUAUCAGUUGCGCGUAUAAAACCAUUGCAGUAGUAUUUACUUCAAACUUUUGUAAUAUUUAUUUAAUAAUGUGAAGUACUUUAAUCGAUGUUGAAUGUUCCGUUCGCGUUCAUUAUUUUUUCAAGAAACAGAAUCUUUGACAAAUCACUCGACUGUUUUUUUUACACAACUGAAAAAAAAGAUUCUGCAGAAAUACCCCUUAAUAAAGCAAGUAAAAUCAUCCACAUUAUAAGGGAAUGUACUUAAGAAAUUUGUUCUAUCAACUAUAGCCAAACAGUUAUUGAAGGAAUAUAAAUGUCUGUUUUGUCAAACUCAACAAAGCAAGUGUUACAAAGUCCAUCAUCCCUUUCAAUGGAAAAACAAGAUGUACAUACAACAAAGAAACAAGAAAAAAAGGUUGGGAGCGAUGGUAUAUCAAAUACACAAAGAGUAUGGACAAGCUUGGUAUCAGGUGCUAUUGCAGGAGCAUUAGCAAAAACGACAAUAGCACCUCUAGAUCGCACAAAAAUAAACUUCCAAAUCUCAAAUCAACCAUUUUCGGCAAAAGCGGCGGCUAGAUUUUUAAUAAAUACUCGUAAAACAGAAGGUUUAUUAAGUUUAUGGCGUGGGAAUAGUGCAACUAUGGUCAGAAUAGUUCCAUAUUCUGCUGUUCAAUUCACAGCCCACGAACAAUGGAAAAGGAUUCUGGGAAUAAAUGGGUCAGAAAGAGAAAAACCUGGACUAAACUUUCUUGCUGGUUCAUUAGCGGGUAUAACAUCACAAGGCACAACUUACCCCCUGGAUUUGAUGAGAGCAAGAAUGGCUGUGACACAAAAGGCUGAAUAUAAAACAUUGCGACAAAUUUUUGUACGCAUUUACGUGGAGGAAGGAAUAUUGGCCUAUUACCGUGGCUUUACUGCAACGUUACUUGGUGUCAUUCCUUAUGCUGGUUGCAGUUUCUUCACCUAUGAUCUACUCAGGAACUUAUUAAAUGUGCACACGGUGGCUAUUCCUGGCUUCUCGACAUCACUGAUUUGCGGCGCCAUUGCUGGAAUGGUUGCUCAGACUAGCAGCUACCCUUUGGACAUCGUACGGAGAAGAAUGCAGACCUCAGCAAUCCAUGGCCCGAUGAACAGCCAGCAUUAUCACACAAUUACCUCAACUGUCACAAAAAUUUACAAAGAAGAAGGUAUAAUGGCCUUCUAUAAAGGAUUGAGCAUGAAUUGGGUGAAAGGCCCAAUUGCUGUAGGAAUUAGUUUUGCAACACAUGAUUCAAUCCGUGAUGCGUUAAGAAAACUCAUAAUUUCUCAAAAUACUUCAUCAAAAACAUAAAAAGCAACAAAAGUAGCUAAUUAUAUAUUAACAUAGGGCAUCUAAUUAGAAAAAACAAGUAAAUAUAUUUUUAUCUGCUAAACAGCUCUUUGAAAUACAGAACUUGUGGUAGAUUCGCGCUCAAACUUUGUUAUAAUAUUCUAUUGUUAAUAACAGUUAUGUACUAAUAGAGUUUGUACAGAAAUCUGUCAAAUAUCUUAUGUACACAUAUAUAUUUAUGAUCAUGUAAAAGAAUUGUAAAAUAUAUCAAAGAACAUAUUCAAAAAACAGAA
Messenger RNA from Bombus pascuorum, 1762 nucleotides. It is a transcript of the gene DPCoAC, whose product is annotated as mitochondrial coenzyme A transporter SLC25A42. Gene Ontology annotation, biological process: transmembrane transport. The transcript is spliced from 6 exons. The record is from RefSeq and is a predicted model, not a curated record. Lineage: Eukaryota; Metazoa; Arthropoda; Insecta; Hymenoptera; Apidae. The coding region runs from base 474 to 1490 and encodes 338 amino acids.